GAUUUAUCAAGCAUAUUUCGAAGGGUUAAAUUGUCGUAACCGGGGCAAUACUUGUGUAUUAGAAAAGAAGGGAGUUGGAUCACCAGUGUAUUACUGAAUGUAUAAUUGAGUGGUCACAAGGCGCCAAAACAAACCAGAAAAUGAAUUUAUUGCUGCAAACAUUUUCAUUGAUAUUCGGAUUGGUACCCUUCAACAGCAAUGAACUCGAUUCAAAUGUCGCUGUGGACUAUAGCCUCGUAGUCAUUAUGCCACUAUUAUAUAUUUUUUGCUAUUACUACGUAAACUUUCGAGGUAUCAACGCCUACCAAUUGACCGAUUGUAACAGUAUCUGCCAUCUUAGCAGCAUACUUUUCAUGCAUGUCGGAUGCUUCCUUUACUUAACCAUUUAUUUGCUAACGCUACUGCGUCGAAAAGCGUUCUAUGUCGAAUUUGGAAAAAGGCUACAAGAAAUUGAUGAGCUAAACGUGGCUUGUAUCAAGGUGGCUGAUACUAGCAACAAGUUGAUUGUACCUCAAAAGAAACGCUUAUUCUAUAUAACAUGGAUCUUCGUUUUGACAGCAUUUGGAUUCGCAAUAUUUUACGAUGUAAACAAGGUUUUCAAGUACUACGGCCCAUAUUGUUUAAUAUUAAAUAUGGUCAUAACAUUUCCAUAUGUUGCUGCGAGUACAGUGCAGGGUAUUUUCAUAUCAUAUGUUUCUGUAAUUUCGGAACGUUUUCGUAUACUAAAUAUUCUAUUCAAUAAAAUCAAUCAGGAAAGUGAUAGAAAGAAUUCACCUUUAUCAGUUCUGGAUAUUGAAAAUGAGUAUCGAAAAUAUAACCACAGAGGCCCUGCGGUUAUAAGUAAUCUGGCAAAAAGCAAAACUAAGAAGGAAAUACAGACGGGCGAAAAAUCAGUCAAUUCAAGCAACAAUUAUGGCAGCGAUUCUGCCGAAGAAGACUCUGGCGAUGAUAUGUAUAAUUCUGGCGCAUACGACGAGCCACGGCUAAAUGAUGGAAAAACAUCAGAAACUAAUUUGCCUCGCCUUUUUAAAUUACAUGAUAAGAUUCUUUCACUAAGUGUUUUAGUGAACUCCGAAUUCGGACCACAAUGCGUACCAUACAUGGCCGCUUGUUUUGUUAUUACCAUAUUUGGGAUCUUCUUAGAAACUAAAGUCAUGUUUAUUGUGGGUGGAAAAAACGAACUCAUGGAUUACGUUAUUUAUCUUUAUGUGAUAUGGAGUUUCACGACUAUGAUGGUGGGCUAUUUGGUGCUACGUUUAUGCUGCCAAACAUAUGCUCACUCAAAGCAAUCGGCUAUGAUUGUACACGAGAUUAUGCAGAAGAAGCCAACGUUCAUGCUGGGAAAUGAUAUUUAUUAUAACAAAAUGAAGGCAUUUACGUUACAGUUUUUGCACUGGGAAGGCUACUUUCAGUUCAACGGCAUAGGUCUCUUCGUAUUGGAUUAUACGUUCAUUUUUUCCGUGAGCAACUCCUUGAAAAUUAAAAAGCCUAUUAUGCGAGUAUUGGUGAAUGUAAUGGAAAAAAUAUUUCAGACGGUGAGCGCUGCUACCUCUUACUUGAUUGUGUUGCUGCAGUUUGACAUGACAGCUAUUUUGAAAAGCGAGGGUCUUACGCCCAAGGCAUUGGGAUCAGGAGCAAUAUAAGUCACUGAGCAUAUAAAUCUCUAUAAUAUAAUAUGGUAGGUAUUAAUAACUUGUCAUUAAGGCACUGAUUUUACGUUUUUCAUAAAGCUGAGCACAUUUUACUUUGUCAAUUUUUAUCUUUUCACGGGAAAUAUAGACCGGGCUCAAUCCUUCAAAUAAUUAUGUUUGAAUGUAUCCUUCACAACAUUUGAUGGCGUCAUUUAAGAUGAAACGUUUCUCAGUUGAAGAACCUGCAAAUAAUACACAUUUUAAAUAGAACAAUAUAUCAACUGAAAAUCGGAGUAAUAUAGUUUUUUAAGAAGUAAUGAAUUCAAAUUUUAAAAUGUGCCGUAAUAGCUAAU
Anastrepha ludens (Mexican fruit fly) is the source of this 1984-nucleotide messenger RNA. RefSeq names its product gustatory and pheromone receptor 33a (gene Gr33a). The record is from RefSeq and is a predicted model, not a curated record. The transcript is spliced from 4 exons. NCBI's taxonomy places the organism in Eukaryota, Metazoa, Arthropoda, Insecta, Diptera, Tephritidae. Bases 141 to 1643 code for a protein of 500 amino acids. Gene Ontology annotation, cellular component: neuronal cell body; membrane; dendrite. Gene Ontology annotation, biological process: sensory perception of taste.